AUGGAUGACGAGAGAGUCCGGCUGGUGUCAGCCCUGCGGACGAGGCUGACUGAUCUGGACGCCAAGGUAGUCGCAUACCGCCGCAACCAGGCCGACGAGUUCCGCCGCUAUGCUGCUAACCUGUUGAAUGCCGUGGCCGCCGACGUGGCUGCUGAUGUGGCCGAGACGAUCAACAGCGGGGCCAAAGAGGCCAGAGAGGUCAGCGACAACAGCAUCGACAGCAGCAGCACCGGCCAUGCCCACUAUGCCGCCCUGUACCCGGGUUUUCUGCGUGACGGCGAGACCGCCGACGUGGUCCUUCUGUCUGCCACCCCUCCGCCAGUGCUGCCGGAUCCUUCACCACCGCGCAGUCGCAACGACGACUUCCGUGGUGUCUUCACGCCCCCUUUUCUCCCCCUUCUCGACGGCUCCACCCACAACCGGCCGGCGCGCUCGCUCUCAGAUCCCGUGGCCGCCACUGCCAGAACAGAUACAGCCGCAGCCGCCACACCAUCUUUGUCAUUCCCACCCCUACCGGCAAAAGAGACGGAGCCAGAGGAGCAACCACGGCUCAAAGGCGCACUGCGCCGGCCAUCUCGGAGCCUAUCGUCGCGCAGCCCGGCAGAAUCGCGACGUGUGCGCUUUGCCUUCGACGGCCGCGAAGUGUUGCCCACGUCGCCUCCUCAGAUCGACCACGUGCAGGACUUUUCAUGGUUGCUGCCGAACUAUCAUACCAGCGGCUUCGGCAACGGCGGUGCUUUCGAAGAGAUCGACCUGUCCCGUCACAGCGACAAUACCGGCAGAAACAACACCAAAGAGUCAAGCUCUCUUCAGCCUAAAGACCCAGGUAUCGCGACUGCCUUUGUGGGCCUGCAUGCGUCAACACGUUCGCCGGCUGGAGGCGAACAUGAUCACGUGUUUCUGUCGGCUGGCAAUGACUCACAGCAGCAGCAGCGACAACAACAACAAACAGAGCUGCCUGCAGGUGACCGCUUGUCGCUAGGCAGUAGUAGCGACGGCAGCGGCCUAGAAUCCCACCGUCGCCGACACAGCCUCGUCCUUGACGAUGACGAGCUGGAGCCUAUACCGCUGACUCGUCGAAUAUCCUCUUCGGACCGCCUGCGCGCGCUCUCCAAAGUCCCCAUUGAAGACCCUUCGACGUGGACAGUUGUCGACCCACAGUCUGAUCCCGCAGAUGUUAAGCUGGACGCAAGCACUUUUGUCUCGCAACCGACAAAGGCAGAGGACCACAAUAGCCACAAUCACAACCGCGGUAGCGAUGGUAGCGAUAGGAGCAUCGCUGAUUCAUCUAUCUCUAUGCGAUCACCGUGGGAGAAGACACGGUUGAAGGAGGCUGCCGACGUGGCAAAUUCACCGGCGGCCCCGCUUUCGAGUCCGUCUGUAGUGCUGAGCAAGUCUCCUCCAGAGCCGACGGUCGAGGAACCUUCGCCAGCCGAGAACGGGACCGUUGUUGCCCCCAUUACUGCUGCUUCUACCGCUGCUUAUGAAAGUGCUACUACCACGCCCCCUGUGCAAAAUCCAGCUAUUGCCACGAGUGAAGAACAUUCAACUUUGCAACCGAAGAAACUGGCGCCACAGAUUGAAGUCGAGCUGGCAGAAGAGGACGACUUUUUUGAGUUCGAGCACGACAUUGGCGGUGGAAACGACGAUGCAGUGGGCUACCCUCUGGCUCGUGUCUCAAGCGUGAGGCCGUACAUUAACGAUGACGACAGCGAUGCGGACGACGCCGAGACAGCUCUGGCCGAGGCAGGUGGCCUAGAUGAGGAAGAGGCCAGGCUGGAUGAGGAGAGCGGCAAGCUGGACGAGGAGGCGAGCGGACUGGACGAGAAGGCUGACGAGCUGCCGGCGACGAUGGAAGAGACGAAGGAAGAGGCAGGUGGUGUGGAUGACGCGGACCAAAUGAACGGUGCCAGCACAAAGGCCGAAUUGCUACAGGGCCUGCCUACCGUCGUGGCAAACCACCGGCAAAUGAUGCCGCGAGACGUCAGCCAGUCGCUGACGCGAGCGAGCCAGAACCGGACGAGCUAUAGCCAGAACCAGAAGCAUGGCCAAAACAUAAGCCUCAGUCUGGGCUCAGCACAUGGCGCGGCCUCAUCCAGAUUUGGGCGCGCUGGGAUGGCCAUGUCGCCAUCCACGAUGCUAGCAAUGCCGACGUCACCGACAUCUCCCACAACGCCGACAUCGCCGACAUUUGCCGCCUCUGUCGGUUCCUAUCGCGGCCGGUCCAUCUCCAUGUUCAAUGUGGUCAAGGACCCACGUAUCCUGCAGGAAGUCGCCCAGUUAGGCGACUUCAACUCCUUUGUCGGCGGCGUGGACGGCCGCACGGGCGUGGACGGAGUCGACGAUGUCGUUGGCAGCUUCGCGACCCGCGACCCUUUCAACAGCAACAGCAUGGGCCUGUCAGGCACGCCGCGCAGCCUGUCCGAGCGCAUGGCCAUGGAAGAUUCUUUCCGGGGGCGGCGGUGA
Messenger RNA from Grosmannia clavigera kw1407, 2466 nucleotides. RefSeq lists its product as uncharacterized. The record is from RefSeq and is a predicted model, not a curated record. NCBI's taxonomy places the organism in Eukaryota, Fungi, Ascomycota, Sordariomycetes, Ophiostomatales, Ophiostomataceae. The transcript has a single exon. Bases 1 to 2466 code for a protein of 821 amino acids.